UCCCCCUUUACGCUAUACGAACGGGACCGACAGAGCGCCUGCGGGAAGUUGCCGUGGGUCUGGAUGGGGGCUGCGGCCCGGGGGAAGAAUGGCGAAGGGCCCCUGCAGAGGAGGGAAGCUCCGCGGCUGCGCCAUUCCUCCUCAGUAGCCGGCGGGCUCGUCGUUUCGCUUUCAUAGAGCCCCUCGCAGGGGGGGGAAGGUGCUGCCAGGCCAGCGGCUCAACUCUUGGGGAGGCUGAUAAGGCAAGAUGUCUUCUGGACUCAGGGCAGCGAGCCUCCCCGCCUGGAAGCGGCACAUCCUGGACGAAUUGAGGCGACGGGACCGGCUGCAGAGACAGGCCUUUGAAGAGAUUAUUUUGCAGUAUAACAAGCUCCUGGAGAAGUCAGAUUUCCAUUCAGUGCUUGCUGACAAGCUACAAGUGGAAAAAUAUGACUUGCCAAGCCGGCAUGAGAUCAGUCCAGGACAUGAUGGUGCAAGGAAUGAUUCUCACAUGCAAGAAAUAGCCCAACUUAGAAUUAAGCAUCAAGAGGAGCUGACAGAGCUGCACAAGAAACGUGGCGAGUUGGCCCAGUCUGUGAUUGACCUGAAAAACCAAAUACAACAGAAGGACAGUGAGAUGCAAACGAAUAAUGCAAAGAUUAUAGAAUAUUUGCAGAAGAUAUCUGAACUAGAGACAGAGUGCCAGGACCUGCGGAACAAGCUACAAGAUCUUGAAAGAGCUAAUCAGACUCUUAAGGAUGAGUAUGAUGCACUCCAGAUUACCUUUACUGCCCUUGAGGAAAAACUGAGAAAAACUACGGAAGAUAACCAAGAGCUGGUAACACGCUGGAUGGCAGAGAAAGCUCAAGAAGCUAAUCGGCUCAAUGCAGAAAAUGAGAAAGAUUCCAGAAGACGGCAAGCCAAGCUUCAGAAGGAACUAGCAGAAGCUGCAAAGGAGCCACUGCCAAUUGAACAGGAUGACGAUAUUGAAGUGCUGGCGGAUGAAACCUCUGACCCUGCUGAUGAGACAUCUCCAGUGCGCGCUGUCAGUCGAACAGCCAGUAAGCGACACUCCCAGCCAGCUGGAGGCCUUCUGGACUCUAUCACUAAUAUAUUUGGUCUGUCUGAGUCUCCCCUUUUGGGACAUCACUCUUCUGAUACUGCCAGGAGACGCUCUUUAUCCUCAUGCCCCACCCCUCAAGAUAAUGUGGAGGCACACCCAGGCGCAAGCAAAGAGGUGCGAGUCCCUACCACCGCUCUGUUUGUCUUUGAUGCACAUGAUGGGGAGGUGAAUGCGGUGCAGUUCAGCCCUGGCUCUCGGUUACUGGCGACAGGAGGCUUGGACCGGAGAGUCAAACUCUGGGAAGUUUGCGGAGAGAAGUGUGAACUUAAAGGCUCUCUAACUGGCAGUAAUGCAGGGAUUACAAGCAUAGAGUUUGAUAGUGCGGGUUCUUAUUUAUUAGCGGCUUCAAAUGACUUUGCCAGUAGGAUCUGGACUGUGGAUGAUCACCGGUUACGGCACACGCUCACGGGGCACAGUGGAAAAGUCUUGUCGGCCAAAUUCCUAUUGGACAAUGCGCGCAUUGUAUCUGGGAGUCACGACAGAACCCUCAAACUGUGGGACCUGCGCAGCAAAGUCUGUAUAAAAACAGUGUUUGCUGGCUCCAGCUGCAAUGAUCUGGUCUGCACAGAACAGUGUGUGAUGAGUGGACACUUUGACAAGAAAAUUCGCUUUUGGGAUAUUAGAUCUGAGUGUGUGGUACAGGAAAUGGAAUUGCUUGGUAGGAUUACAGCUCUAGAUCUCAACCCAGAGAGAACAGAACUCCUCACCUGUUCACGAGAUGACCUGUUGAAUAUUAUUGAUCUCAGAGUCAGUGCUAUCAAACAGACUUUCAAUGCUCCAGGGUUUAAAUGCGGGUCUGAUUGGAACAGAGCUGUAUUCAGCCCUGAUGGAAAUUAUGUGGCGGCUGGCUCAGCAGACGGGUCACUCUAUAUUUGGAAUGUGCUUACUGGGAAAGUGGAGAGGAUACUCUCCAAGCAUCACAGCAACUCAAUCAAUGCUGUGGCAUGGUCACCAUCUGGAGCCUAUGUGGUCAGUGUGGACAAAGGAAACAAGGCUGUGCUGUGGUCUGAAUUUUGACUUGAAAGCACAAAAACCAGCAUGCCAAAAACCUGCAUGGGAGGGCAGUGGUCCCUGUCUGUCUGGACAGGGCAGAAGUCCAGUGCCUAACUUCAGGCAAAAGUCUUUUGCUAAACACAAAAGUUUGGGUCUAGGAAAGAGCUGCUUAUGCAUCAGCCAAGGAAGAAAACCCCCUUCCCAUCGAAAGUAUGUUGCUGGCAUUCAACCUCCGUCAAGGAUUGACUGCAUUGGGUGGAGUCAUUUAAGAUGUACCAUCUCUGCAUUGGAAAGAGUUUCCACACCAGACAGCAGUGCCAAACAAUUCCUUAAUUUCCAGUGGCACUUCAAGUUCUGGAGUGUUCUAGCAAAGUUCCUGCUUGUCCUGAUGUUAUGCAUGUACUGUCACCUGUGUUCUCUUCUGUGGGCUGGCUUAAGAUGCAAGGUGAAGGAUCCUGAAACAUAGGAAGGGCGGGGGCUUGGCUGUAAUCUCACGUGAACAAGCCCAUGACAUUGGCAGUUGGGUCGAGGAAGACACUAGCAUUUACUAAAUCACAGCACCCUGUAUCAUCUUAACUUGCCAUUGAGGGAAUUGUCUGUUCUAGGGUUGUUGUUUUUUCAGAGAUGCUGCAUCCUCCAAUGGCUUUCCAGGUGGCAGUGGAACGGAAGCAUUUUAAUGUGACCCAGUUUGUAUUGGGUUUUAGUUGUGAGCUAGAAUGAUAAGCGCUGCUGCUGUGAUGAAGAAUGUACAACUAGCAAGACUUCAGCACCAAAACCAAAUACACGGUUACUUCUGCUGUCCUCCUUGUAUUGGAACCUCUUGAGUGCAGAGGAGCAAAGGUGGAGGGAUAGAGCCCUGAAUGUAAAUGUCCUGGUGCUGGCAAAUUCCGAUCACUUGCCGCUGAGAAAAUGUGCAAUAUUCUUCCUGUGUCAAGCUCCCUCUCCCUCUCCCCCCCCCUCUCUGCCUCUGCCAUGGAGCAGAGUGGUUGGCUUGUGCCCCUCGGCAUUCAAAUGCACAAUAUGGUUUGGGGAGGGGCUAGCUUGUGGCACUGAACAUUGAUGCAGCCAAACACUUUUUCCACAUCCAGUGGGCUGUGAGACAAGCCACCAGCAUUUAAUUGCCUUUUAAUUUGCACUUUAAUUUUGCUUCCUUCCUAAGCUUGUUUUUGUAGGGAAGUAUUUGUAUUGAAUGGCAGAGGUGAGCAGGAAUUAUUCAUGUCCGGGGGUUUUGCCAGGGGACCCCUCUUGUUUUGACAACUUCUGCAGAGGAAAACAGGACACGGGACAAAAAUCUUAUUUAUUGUAUUAAUCCGCCCACUAGUACUUGACCGGUUAUAAAUAAACCUGUGUCCUGCUUCUAAAU
Messenger RNA from Lacerta agilis (Sand lizard), 3458 nucleotides. It is a transcript of the gene ATG16L1, whose product is annotated as autophagy related 16 like 1. Lineage: Eukaryota; Metazoa; Chordata; Lepidosauria; Squamata; Lacertidae. Gene Ontology annotation, cellular component: autophagosome membrane. Gene Ontology annotation, biological process: negative stranded viral RNA replication; autophagosome assembly. Gene Ontology annotation, molecular function: protein binding. The record is from RefSeq and is a predicted model, not a curated record. The transcript has 20 exons. The coding region runs from base 248 to 2119 and encodes 623 amino acids.